GUUUGGAAGUAAACAAACGGGCAGCGGAGGGUAAACAGCGCGUUGGCUUAUUAUAAAUUUUUCCAUUGCCCUGCUGACGUAAGAAACAAUUGUCCAUAUUAAGUGUGGCGCAGGAGAGGGAAGAUUAUAGAAUGAGCUCUGCACAGGAACAAAGGGAGAUGCAGGAGACUGGGGAGGGAGGGCCACAAGACCCACAAGAGAAGGCCAGAGUACGUAGGAGCAAAAAGCCAGAGAUUCAACUGUACAGGCCUGGUGCUCUCCGCAGCCUUCGCUCCAAUAGCUCCAGUGACCUUCCUCCUCAGAGUCCAGAGAGCCACACCACAAAGCCUGACACUGUGGUAGAGGCAAGUGAUGACAGACAGAAGACUGACAUACCAAGGAGGACAUCUGUCAAGGGAAGAAAAGAAAGGAGAAAUGCAAAGGAGAGUGUAGGUGGAAAGGGAGAUGACACUGGGGAGAGGGACAAGAGAAGUGCGAAAGAAGUUGAUAGACUUUCACCAAAUAAAGAAAGUGAUAAUAACUUUGGGGCAACAUAUUCAUCAUUUAAAACUGAGGAGAGACCAUUUUCUAGCAAGCCACAAAAGGAACGCCCCACUCUCAAUCUGACAACUAUGUAGCAAGUAAUGUACGGCCUACCAAAGAAAACCGCCACCCACAACCUGUGAGGCACAGUAAAGAGACAAACCCAGUACCCAAGUCUGUUGUAGAGAAUAGAGAGAGCAAGGCUGAGGAGAGGAUCACACCACCCUCUAUUGAUGACAGAGGCAGCGGGAGGAAGAAUCCAAAUAUGUCCAACCAAACACACCAUGAGCACAGUGAAAAAAAGAGCUCAGCUGAAAAAAUGAGACCAGAUAACCCUGCUGGUAGACUAUUUGGCAAAAGUUUAGUAAUACAGAAUGAGAAGAAUGCUCCUGAAAGAAAGCCUGCAAGAAGAGAAGAAAGGAGGCGUGGAAAACCAGAAAAGCAGCCUGGGACAGAAGCUGCAGCCAAACCAUAUAACACUGAAAAGCACUUUCCUGAGAGGAGCCAGCACAUGAAUAAGAGUUCAGCAGUUCAACAAGCAAAAUUGAGAAAUAACAGCAACAACAAUGAAUUCUAUGCAUGGGUACCAGAGAUAGUUGAGGCCAAGAGUGAUCAAAAGACCAGUCCAGAGAAACCUAACACCAAGAGGGAAAAAUCACGUUUUGGGAAGCAUUCAGUGAUAACAGAAACCUCUCCUCAGAAUGACCAGCCAAGAGGAAGGGCCAAUGAAAAGGUAGCAGAAGGAGAGGGGAAGCCAAGACACACUAACAGGGAUAAAUUUGAAGGAACCAAAUCAGAUAACAACAAAGGAAAUUAUGAACAGCCUUAUUCAAAGAAAGAGGAGUCCAGGGGUAGUAAGUGGACCCAGAAAAUACAAGAUAAAGCAGACUCAGAAACUCUACCAGAUAUUGAAAGCUUAAAACUAUAUGACACUGACUCAAAAAGUGUGCAGGAGCUAGCAGCUAAGGUAGAUAAGCUAGUCUGUAGCAAGAACAUGGGAAAGUCCCCCAAUUUCAAGAAGGGUCGAGGUUGGUCUGAUUAUCAUGUUGAAACCAAGAAUUAUCUUCAUGCUGACUAUAAAAAAGGUACUUUGCUAGAAGACAGUACUUCCAUUAGUACCUCAGAGACCCAAGAGAAGGGAAAAACAGGAAACAAAAAUGAGGGCAAGGUUUCUCCUGUCAGCACAGCAAAAAAAGAGAAUCUUGAGAAGACACCACGAGCCAAGAGCUACUUAAGUGCUAGGGAGAGUAGAAAGAAAAGAGGGAAUAGCAAAACCCCUAGUCCAGGAAACCACCUCUCCAGCCAGAGAGAGGAGCUUAAGGUUGAAGUGUCACCAAACACAGACUCUCAUGAGAGAGUUGUUCACCUGUCCCAGAAGAAUGAGUCUAAUUCCAGUGAGCAUAGGAAGCCACACCAGGGACGAGGGGCCUCAGAACCUCCCAUUAGUAAAAAGGCAGAGGAAAGUCCACCCUACCCCCAGAAAGCAACAGUUACCAUCAAGAAUAAAUCAUCCAGAUACCACAAACCAUCUGGCAGUUUACAUGGUGAAAAAUUUGCUUCUGGUAAAUAUGACAGUGAGGAUGAUAUGAUGCUGCAUGAUGCUGAAGAUGACUGGGGGAGGGAAGUGGACCAUGACAUGAUUUGGUGCAAUCAGCCUGAUAAGAAGAGUGGACUUCAGUCCUGGGAGGAUGAAAAACUGUUCUGUAGGAAUAGGAGAGUGAAACACCACUCAGAGGGAGAGGACCCAUGCCAGAGGGUGGAUAGCCCUGGUCGCAGAGGAGGGCUAAUACAGUUGCCAACCACCACUAGUAGAGAGGCUUCUGUCCCAGAACCAGCAGUCCCUCGUCAAGCUGCCACCCAACCAACAGUGGUACAGAGGCACUUGUAUAAUCCUAACAAUCCCAGUAAGCCAGUGGCAGUGGUGCCCAGUGCCCGGGAUCUGCCAGUGACCCGUGAGACUCAGCGGGGCAGCAGCUGGGGCAGUUCUGGGGAGGCUGCGUCUGGAUCAUCUUUACCGCAGGUAGGACAGGCCACUGAGUACCACAUGGAGGGCAGCAGCACCAAAGUAGACCCCAGCCUGCUAUACAGUAUCAGCAAGGGGGAAAUGGAUAUCAGUUAUUAUGUGAGUAGUAACCAGCUGCCAGUGGAGUUCCGACGCAUCAUGGACAUCCGAAUGCACCUUCAGGGAUGCUAUCAGCAACUCCUUGUGUCUGACAUUCGUCUGUGCCAGGAGAAAAACAUUGAAGGCAGCCUGUGGAAGACCCUUUACUACACCAUCAUUGAGAAGCUCCGGGAGUACAUCAACCGAGAGGCAACCCUGAAGGAACGCAGCCUGGCCACCCUGCUGAUGCUGGUGGAGGAGGGCUUGCGCUAUCUCCAAGACCUCCUGGAGGCCCUACAACAGGAGUAUGGCUUUACCCUAGAGGACUACCUGGAGGAGGAAGGGGAGGUGAGGGGCCGGGUGAGGAUGGCACUUCUCUCGGCCCAGAAGCUGCUCCUGUCCCUGGGAGAUCUGGCGCGCUACAAGGAACAAUAUAAUGCUUCACCUAACUACAAUAUUGCCAAAAAAUGGUACCAGAUGGCUCUCCAGGUGUACCCUCGGAAUGGCCGACCCUUCAACCAGCUGGCUAUUAUUGCUUUCAGUCAGAAGCGACCGCUGGAUGUUGUUUAUUACUACAUGCGCUCCCUCACAGCCUCCAACCCCAUCAUGUCUGCCCGGGAUGCCCUUGUGGCCAUGUUUGAUGACAUCAGGAAGAGGUAUGUGUCAGUGCAGCAGUCUGAGCCACAUCCUGAAGGCACAAGGAGCAGCCUGGGCCGGUCUCUAAGCCAUGAAGGUCUGAGGCAGGAGCUGUGGAUCAGGCCAGACUCCGGGGUCACCAACUGCCGCACACUGUCUUCCUCCAACAAUGAGGACACCACUGACAAGGAUGACGACCUGAAGAAGAUACCAGUGGAGCAGUUGAUGAAGCAGUUCCUGGCCGGCUACCUGCACUGCCACGGGAUGCUGUUCUCUGGCGUGGGUCUGGAUGGCUUCCGUGAUUGCUGCUUUAAUAUGCUGCAGGAGUUCUCUGUGUUGCUGAGAGCCUCCCCUCCCCGCCUCUCCACCAACCACCUGCUGCAGAUCAUGGCUAUAAAUAUGUAUGCCAUUACUAACACUGAACUGAAGGACGCGCGGGUGGAGGACAGCGGGUAUAGAUCGGCGGCACAAGAGCUGGCCCUCGUGCUGGCCCAGGAGAUGAUGGGCCAGCUGGUGCGUGUGGUGGUGAUGAUGAUGCCCGAACACGUCCACCACCACCCGCCGCCCUCCUCGACCUCGCCAGCCUCCGCCACCACCGCCUCCUCCUCGCCCCCUGACGCCGCCGACGCCUUCAGACUCUUCUCCCCCACACUGGCGCACUUCAUGCCUCCCCUUAAGGCGUGGUGUGACUGGCUCCUCUACAACAGCCCCGUCUGGAACCCGCCGCCCCCUGUUGCUCGAGACUACAGUGUAGACGGAGAAGACAUGUGGGCCAGUGUUGCAGAGCUGGCCACCAUCCUACGAGGCUUUGGGACUCCUGAUGUUCCCCUCACACAGUCCACGGCAGGCAGUAGUCCACCCUCGGGAGACCUGGUGCCCCUUAGACUCUCUGAAGACACAUUCCUGCGGGGGUAUGAGCCUCUGCUGUCCGCCCACUCCUCCAUAUUCUUCGCUCCAUCCACUGCUCUAAUGGGCCGGGCUCAGGACUGGGCGCGUGUCUCAAGGCUGCAAACAUGCUUGUGUCAAUUCCUGUGUGGUGUGGACCCUCCCGUGCUCCGUCUGCAGAAGACUGAACAGGGAGACAUGUUGGUGUCCGUUGUUGACACUUCCCCGCCACCCUCCCCUGCUGCUGUCAAGAGUUCCUUCAGUGGAUCAGAUGUGGAGGUGGAGGAGUCUCUGAGUGAGAGUGAGACGUCAGAAUGUGGAGAAGAGGAACAGGAUUUGGAGGGAAGCAUGGAGGAAGAUGGUCUAUCCUCCACUGUCAAGCUGCUGAAGAAGAGGAAGAUGAUGCUGGAGAAGAAACACCGCCGCCAGAAACGAUUACAUAGUCUCCUGGAGGGCUCAGUCACGUUAGAGAUGGAGGUCCGUCCCCGAUACCUUGUGCCGGACACCAACUGCUUUAUCGAACACCUAGACGUGGUGCAGGACUUGGCCGGCGGUCCCUACACAGUAAUGGUCCCUCUUGUCGUACUGAACGAGCUCGACGGACUGUCCCGAGACGCUGUGGUGGCCAAGUACCGGUCUGUAGGGCACGCCGUGAGGGUGAGAGAGGGCGCCGCCACAGCCCUUCACUACCUGAGAACAUCGCGGCCGCUGUCGAUCAAGUGUGUCACCUCGCAGGGCUCCGUGCUCUCCUCCACGCUCUUCACCUCCGAGAUGGACCUGCCCGACGCCACUAACGACGACAAAAUACUCUCCUGUUGCGUCCACUUCUGCAGCGACUCCACCCAGAGGCGCCCCAUCCGAGCGGGAGUUCGACGACUGUACCGGGAAGUUGUGCUGCUGACGGAGGACCGCAAUCUAAGAGUGAAGGCCCACGCACGGGAUGUGCCCGUCAGGGACCUGCUGGACUUUGCGCGGUGGGCGGGUGUGAGGUGAGGAUGGCACGAGAUAUCCGCUGCCACCCACCCACUGCAGAUUCCAUCACCCAGUGUCGCCUAGAUUUCACCUACGUCUUGUUGAUGGAGAAGGAAUUAACACGGAUCAUUACAGUUUUUGUUUGAUAGGAGACCAGAGCCAGGAUGGCCCUGCUGACGAAGAGGCGUCCUUCGACAUGGCUCUCAGCGAGUCUGCGUCCAAUGCUCACCCAUUGUCGUGUGCGCUGCUGCAGGUCGGGCGAAGGAAGGGACCGACGUGUCCUGCAAGCAGAGGGACCAGCUCACUCCAGUGACCCUCAGCACAUUGUCGCUGCCGCCGUCGCCAGGAGGAAUCACCAUCAGGUUCAAAACAUGUUUUUUACCUAAUACAUUCACCUCGCUUCAUUUUAAUUCUUCAAAUAAAGUGUUUUGUUUUACUGUCCUGCCCCGGCAGAGUAACAUAGUUUUCCUCAUCACCGGAGCGCUUGCUUACUUAAUUUUUGGUGUGGAAGCCGCCCGCCGGCACGCCGCGCCCCGCACCGCCCACCCCGGCACAACCUGAAGCAAGCUGCGUGCCAGCCGUGCCGCGGAGUGGGCUGCCUGGGCUAGCGGCACCAAAGUACUUACCUCCUCGCGCUGCGCUAUUUAUUGUUACUAUUAAGCCAGAUGAUUCUGCUGUGUGUGGGAAGUGCAAAACAAAAGUAAAAGUAAUAUAUUUUUUUAUUUUAGGAAGGAGAGUUCAUUAUUUACAGGAUGAAAUUAAAAUUCUUUUACGGUAAUGUUUGUACAUAAUAAUUUGAAUAAUAAAUUUAUUCAUCCCUUUGCG
Portunus trituberculatus (swimming crab) is the source of this 5941-nucleotide messenger RNA. RefSeq names its product telomerase-binding protein EST1A-like. Gene Ontology annotation, molecular function: telomerase RNA binding; telomeric repeat DNA binding; protein binding. NCBI's taxonomy places the organism in Eukaryota, Metazoa, Arthropoda, Malacostraca, Decapoda, Portunidae. Bases 788 to 5137 code for a protein of 1449 amino acids. Gene Ontology annotation, biological process: nuclear-transcribed mRNA catabolic process, nonsense-mediated decay. The transcript is spliced from 16 exons. Gene Ontology annotation, cellular component: telomerase holoenzyme complex. The record is from RefSeq and is a predicted model, not a curated record.